UGCACGCGCUCCCACAACGCUGACGCCGCAGCAGAAACACCGACAAACCAGCAGACAGAGCGACGGACAGGCAGAGCAAAAUCAUGGAAGCGAUAUGGCUCUAUCAGUUCCGACUGAUCGUCAUCGGGGACUCCACGGUGGGUAAGUCGUGUCUGAUCCGCCGGUUCACGGAGGGCCGCUUCGCCCAGGUGUCCGACCCCACGGUCGGCGUCGACUUCUUCUCGCGGCUGGUGGAGAUCGAGCCGGGCAAGCGGAUCAAGCUGCAGAUCUGGGACACCGCGGGCCAGGAGCGUUUCAGGUCCAUCACCAGGGCUUAUUACCGGAACUCUGUGGGCGGGCUCCUCCUGUUCGACAUCACCAAUCGGCGCUCCUUCCAGAAUGUCCACGAUUGGCUGGAGGAGGCUCGCAGCCAUGUCCAGCCUCACAGCAUUGUCUUCCUAUUGGUUGGCCACAAGUGCGACCUGGAGGCACAGCGGCAGGUGACCCGUCAGGAGGCAGAGAAGCUGGCAGGAGCAUACGGGAUGCGUUACGUUGAGACGUCGGCCCGUGACGCCAUUAAUGUGGAGCAUGCUUUCACCGAGCUGACCAGAGACAUCUUUGCCCUGGUGCGAUCCGGCGACAUCACAAUCCAGGAGGGCUGGGAAGGUGUGAAGAGUGGGUUUGUGCCCAACGUGGUUCACUCCUCAGAGGAAGUGACCAAGAGUGACCGCCGCUGUCUCUGUUGAUCCAGGAAGAGUUUUGAACGAUGGGAAUGAAGGUGAAAAGGAUGCAAGGAAGGAAGGAUUCAGAGGGGAGUGGCUGACAGACUGAAGUGUUGGCCCUCUGACUGAAACUGCUGGUAAACCUCUGUUGUUCUUUCUUCAGACUGGCCACAGAAUGGGAUGUUUAAGCUGGUAGAAGACAGCGAACAACACCUUGUGGGGGAUAACUGAAGGAUUGUGCCCAUUUCUGAAUAUGUUUUAUUUCUUGGAGAGGAAGGAUCACACAUGCUCAUUUAAUUAUGAGGGCUCCCAUGGAUUCAGUUCCUUUAGUUUUGUUUUGCCUUCUUGCCUGAAAAUCCCUCCACGAAAGUCUUAGGCCUUAGAAAAAAAAUCCAUUUUGCUUCUUUGUCAAAAUAGGAUGACACUCUUGGCUCGUUUCAUCUUCCUUUUUUCUAUCAUCUUUUUUCCUUCAUCCCUCCGUUAACCUUCUCCUCUCCUCCAAUAUGCAAUUACAUGAUCACAUACAAAAUUAUCACUUCUACAUUGGCAUCCGAGAUCCUCCUACCACAUAUCAUUCUAAAACAUUAGUUAACACCCUUAGAUUCAACCUUCCUCAUUAACAAGAGGUGUAUUUCUUUUGCUCACUACUUGCUCCACAUUCCAUCAGAGCUCAAUGGAGGGGUCCUGGAGGUACUAAAUUUAACAAGGGAAGACAGAUUUCCACUCUGGAGCGUUGAUUUUGUUGUCAGAUAACCACAUUAUUCCCCUGUGAAACUAUUUAGGCCUCCAGCAAGCUCAAUGACAUUGAUAGCUUUGUUGCACCCACUGUCAUUCUGCUUAAUUCUCCACUGAUAGACAACAGUGUCACCCAGCUCCUAAUGGACUCCCUAAGCAAGAAGAGACAACGUGUACAGCUUAACUGACCGAGGUGGAUUUGUUGGAUUGUCAGUCUUUAACUGGGUGGACUAAUACGAGUGUUGGAGCCAGAGAGCACAUUAAACAUCCACCUUAACUGUGGAGCUUUAUCUGUGACUGCUGAAAGGUGCAAAUAAGUAAACUGGUAAAGAUUUAUUUCUUCAAAGCAAAACGAACAGAGAAUGACCAGACCGCACGCAGGAAGAUUUAAUUAACGGACUUCACAAAAGAACCACGUUACCCAUAAUGCACGCAUAUGGAGAGAACUAUACCACAAAAUAAUCAUGCAGGUAUUAAAUCGAUCAACACAGAUACAGGCACAGGGACACUACAAGGUUAAAUUUUGUUCUGAACAAGUGGUUUACAUCUCUUUGUGCGUGUGUGUGUGUGGGUGUGUGUGUGCAUAUGUGUAAUAUUACACUGAACUUUUAUUUUCAGUUUACUACGCUUUAGUGCUACAAGUUAAUGUAGCUGCCAUUAUACCUUGGACGUUUUAGUACUUAAUUGAUUAUCAGAAUAGUUGCAGAUUAAUUCUCUUGUGAUCGGUUAAUCGACUAAUGCUUUCAGCUAUAAAUUCAACAUUAUUUCACUGACUUCUUUUCAAGUUGUAGCCAGGACCUUGCUGACAUUAGAGCACUGUCAUUAUAAGACAGUUGAAACAUUGGUUAUGUAUGUAGAAAAAAGUCUUCAGCCACAUUUAUCCUGGUUUUAACCUAAUUGCCAAAAUCUGAGCUUGAUGGGAUCCUUGAUAGCUGAUGAAUUCAGUGUGAAUUUUCCUUUUAAAGGAAUAGUUUGACAUUUGGGUACAUUUGCAUAUUACAUGAGAAGAUGUAUGCUAAAUACGAGGCUACAGCUAGCAGCUAUUAGCUUACCUCAGCAAAGACUGGAAAUAGGGGGAAACAAUAAACUGGGCUCUCUGAGCAGUUGCCAUCCAACUUGCAGAGACUCUGGGAAAUUAUAGACUGUCAUAGGGACGACAUACUGUAGCUUUCGAGGCCAGCUCAGAAGUUAGCAUGACCAUGGGUUCUCUCGAUAAAAAGCCAAUGAGAUUUUUCCAUAGGUUUUUGGAUUACUGAAGAAAAUAAGAUGUAUGACAAACAAAUGUUUAUAUUUACAUGUUUUGUUCAGCAAGAUGAUCGUCACAAGUGAACAACACUUUUAUGAUUUUUGAAACUUAAAUGCAAUGGCCAUAAGUAAAAAGCUAUUGUUAGACUAUAAACGAACCACACCACGGUUCCACAACUUCAGCGUCACCACAACGGUUUCCAGCUUGUAAUUUGAUUUAGUGUGCUGACCUCUUCUACAAAAUCUUUUCCUCUUAGUGUGACCCGAUCUAGUAAAUGACAAAUUUCAUCCAUUUUCAUUUCAUUUUGUAUGACUUAACCAUACAAUAUAAUUUGUGAGCUUUAGAUUUUAACAUUGGCAGAUUUUGUUUCCACUGGAGAGAUUGCUGUUUCCCUGUGUUUACUGUGUUUGUGUUAAGCUAAGCGAACCAUCUUAUUUUAUUAUUACAUUUGUUAUUACUCAGACCAGUUGCUGACAUUUCUUUGAAAUGCCAGAAAAACAUCAGAAACAGUGAGUCACACUGUUACAUUGGCUCAGAGAAUACAUGCAGCAGAACAGGGUGAAAAAUGUCUGCAAAAGUGCUUUUAGGAAAAUUAAAAGAGAUAAAAACCAGCAGGUGAGUCACCUGCUGAAUACAUAAAACCUGCAUUCUGCUACAUAUUCUUAAAAAAUCAACACCGGACCAAAUGUAACAAUUUGUUACCCUGACCUGUAAUAUGUGGAUAUAUCAAUACUUUUUUAAAAAACUUUUUUUUUUGAAGAAUCCCCUUUAAAGUUUUUUCUUCUCCCUCUCUCAAUAUGAAGACAUUUUAUUGUUUGAUUGAGAUACUACUGUCAAUGUAAGAAAAAUAUUUCUGACUUUUUUUUUUUACUGUGUUUGCCUGUUAAUCUGAUCUACAAUCCCAAGACAAUUAUCACAACACAGAUGAUUUAGUUUCAAAUUUAAUAUAUCCUGUAUGCCUACUUUUUACAUGUUUCUAAAGAGUCUUAUGUUUUUUAUUUUUUAAUGAAUGUAUCAGCAGAGAAGAGGUUAAGAUUUUACACCAAGGUGUCAUAUAAGAAAUUUGUGGAUAAGAAACAUUUCCAAUUGAAUCAAAGCAUUCUUUUCUCUUCAAAAUGUUUUGCCAAGGAUGAUCUUCAUGUUUUGAGAUUUGAUUGGAAAUCCAUGGCUUUACAAGCUGCAGCAUUAUUUACUGAUAUGAGUGAAAUGCUGCCAGGCAGAAAAGACCAAUCUGCAAAGAGCCUUUUGGGAAUUUAAAAAACCAGGAGCUUUCCCUGAUGUCUUUGUGUUUCUGAAAUCGAACAAUGUUUUAUUCCAUAACAGUCAGUCUGUUGUCCAUUCUCUGACUUGCUUUAUCAUCACUAGUCAUGAUUUUGGGGUGUGCCAGAUCACUUCUUACUUGGAAGAACUGAUUGUCAUUUUUAGACUUGGGUUUUUGUACGAAUUUAGCAAAUCAGAUAUAACAUAUUAACGAGUGAGUGGAUUUUGUUACCUUUGGACAUAACCAUUCUAGCUGCUCUGCUCCUAUUUCCAGUCUUUAUGCUAAGCUAAGCUAACCAGGCACUGGCUCUGGCUUUAUACUGUAUUUAGAAUAUAGACCUAAGAGUGAUUUCAAUCUUCUUAUUUAAAUCCCAACAAGACAAUGAGCAAAUGUGCUUUGCAAAAUGUCAAACUAUUCUUUUAGGUAUAGCUACAAUAAACUAUAGAUUCUCGCAAGAAUUGGUCAGAAUAUGCUUUUCCAUUCCUUCCAAACAAAUUUUGUGAUACUUUACAAUUUUUUCCUGUCAAUAAUUUCUUUCAAUUGUCUAUAUUUGUGCUCCUGUUACUUAUUUCUUGACUUUCUCUUUGAUUCAUGUUUUCAUUCUUUUGAGCAACCCAGUGCUAGAUCAUAACAGCUGAAUUUCCUGAGUUCUAACAUGAACUUACAUACACUGAAAGAAAUGAAACAAUGGUGCAAAUGAGCACAAAUGAUUUUGCAAGGGAAUGCAAAAAGCGUCACAAGGGAACACAAAAGAUAAUGUAGAGGGAGUGAACAGGAUUAAAAAAAAAAAAUAAACAGCCAUUCAGGGCUCUCUACUGAAGAUAUGCUUGAAUGAGACAUGGUUGCUAAUCUCUGAUUUGUGAAAGGUUAUAUUUUAGCCAUGGUUUUACAGGACAGCAAUGCAAAAUUGUUGGAUCAAAUCCCAGCAAAGUUACAAACUUUGUUUAAACUUUCAUUUAAAUUCACUUUGCUGGAAACCUGCAAGACCUGAUUUGGCUUAAAAGCCAUUAAAAGCCAUUUUCUCCCUUUCAGCACUGUUUGCAUGUCCAGCAGUGGAAUUAAACCCUCACAAAGUGCUUGCUGUUGAAAAGAAUUUGACUUUCAAUCACAUUAAAAUGAUAGACAUGUAUUGCUUUCCGGCAAAAACUAUCAAGCAACAAGUCUUAUCUCUCUGUUUUGUACUGCAAAGCCUUUAAAAAUGUGUAAUAUGGACCAAAAGACCAAACAGACUUGCAAAGCCUUU
This is a messenger RNA of Monopterus albus (swamp eel), 5186 nucleotides long. It is a transcript of the gene rab39bb, whose product is annotated as RAB39B, member RAS oncogene family b. The record is from RefSeq and is a predicted model, not a curated record. NCBI's taxonomy places the organism in Eukaryota, Metazoa, Chordata, Actinopteri, Synbranchiformes, Synbranchidae. The coding region runs from base 84 to 725 and encodes 213 amino acids. Gene Ontology annotation, molecular function: GTPase activity; GTP binding. The transcript is spliced from 3 exons. Gene Ontology annotation, biological process: Rab protein signal transduction.